GUUAAAACAUGGCGACUGCGACUUUGACAUUUUUAUGUGUCAAGGUAAAUAAAUUGUCAAGAAGUAUUGGGUAGCGAAUAAAAAUAAUUAAUAAAUUGUGAUUUAGGCAAAUGUUUUAUUGUUUGUGUUUUAAUUGAAUAGCAUUCCGUUAUAUAAAAUUUAUGCAUAAAAUAUCAAAGUUAUGAUAGGACUUCUUAAUGUAUCAAAAUAUAGGCUCAACGAUGCUCGUUCGGACGCUCCUAACGGUCGUAGAAUUUCCUUUAAAUCAUAGAAAAUGUUCCAAGAAUCUAGAAAAUAAGUAAUGUUGUUGUUGAUAAUGGUUGUGUGUGUACUUAAAACUAUAAAAAGUUAGUGAUUGCGCUCGUCAAGAUGGGGGAUAAGAUGAAUAGAGAAUACUUCGAGCCUGGGGCCACAGCCUUCAACUACAAUAAUGUGACGGGCGGUGCAGACAGCGCCAGCGGCGGGUCAGGUGGCUCGGGCAUGGAGUGUCUCCAACUACGCUCGCCACCCGGACCUUUUCAUUACCUCAUCUCGGAGCAGGCUAAGUCCCUCGUCGCUCUACAGGAACUCCAGAAUGAAGUCGGAGCUUUACUUGAGUUUCGCGACCUCGUCAUCGAGACAUUCCCAAACUUACGCUCCAAGAUGGCACCGUCCACGCCUGCGAGCGGUACACGUCGCGACUGGGAGCCCGGGGUGCGCGUGCGUCGUAAACUUGCGGCUGGCGCAGGAGACGCUACGCGGGCCAAGCCACAGCCGUCCGUACAGGAUUCCGGCUUUAGCACAGAGACCUCUUGCGGGAAAGACGCACAUUCCUCAUCGGCCUCAGCUUCUGCGUCAGCCACGCGUUCAAGACCAAUUGAAGAUGAGCUCUGGGCUUUACUCGACGUCAUCCAGAGAAAAGGAGUUCGGUUACGAGACGAAGCUGAACAGUUGCGCGGCGAGCUCGACGAUCGGCACCCACCGGACACCGUGGAGGAAUCGUUCACGCGAGCACUCAAUGACACGGCGUGCGCCGACUGCGCCGACACGGGACGGCUGCGUGCAGAGCGGGACGCGCUGCUGCUCCGCGCCGCGCAGCUGGAGGCGGCGGCGGCGGCGGCCGCCGUCACUCCGCCUGCGCCCGCGCCCAGUACCCCGCUCGGCCGCCUCGACACAGCACUGGAAACACCCUCGCGCCCACCGCGCGUCGCUACGCCUGACUCCAAGAAGUUCGCGGCGAUUCUCCUCGAGAGCAAUCCUGUCGAACUUCGGAGGCAGCUCCUCACUUCCACCGUUCAAAAUCAGGUAUUGAGCGAACGCCUGAGACGCGCGGCCGCGCAGCGCACGGUGCUGUUAGAAAGACUGGAGCGAGCUCGAGACUUCAACGAGGACCUCAAAUUUAGACUGGAGGAGAAGAGUAUCGAAUUAGAAGGAGCACGUGCUCGCGUCCGACAGUUGGAAGGAAAGCGGCGCAGCCCCGCGCGGUCCGCGUCCCCCGCGCGCGACCACAGCAGCAUGCGCGACAUGGAGCCGCUGCACAUGCCGGACGACGCGGAGCCCGACUCCCGCAUCGCCGACACGCCGCGCCGCCGGCCCAGCCGCAUCCCGCUGCACACGGCGCGGCCGCCGCCGGCGCGGCCCCCCUCCGCCCACUCCGUGCGCUCGGCGCGCUCCGCGGCGUCGGCGCGCUCGGCGAGCUCGCCGCUGGGCGGGGCGGGGACGGGCGCGGGCGCGGGCCGCAAGGAGCGCGAGCCCAAGAGCGGCGUGCCGGUGCGUCGCGCGGCGGCGCCCGACCCCAAGGUGCGCGCGCGCUCGUUCUGGAACGCGUGGUUCUUUCCGAAAGAUUCCGGCUCAUAGCGUGAGUGCCCGCGCGCGCCGGACUGACGUUCUCGUAGCUUGUCGAGUCGGGCCGCAUCUCGCAUGCCAUUAUGUCGAUCGUAAGUUUUGUUUCCCCGUCGUUUCGUUUCACUUCGGUUACUUCAAAGCCGGGCCCGCCCCGAUUCUAGUUUCCUUUAAUUUGACGUAGAGCGAGUCGGUCCGUAGUGUAGGCGAGCAUGUGCUAACGAUUGUGUGUCCUCGUCACUAACUAUAGCGACAGAUCGAGUGACAUCAAAAUCUUUCCUUAAAUACUGAUAACAUAGGCGUUCAAUGAAGUUUAAAAAACUUAGCUCAAUAUGUUGUACUCGAAGUAUUUGUGGUUGGAUUUUUGUGUCUCUAACCCACAUUUUCAUCAUGUUAAUAAAUUGACACAUUUUGUUUGUAAAAGAUGUCGUACUCUGAAUUUGUGACUAGUGACAUUUCUUUCAUAGUUUAAUACAAGUGUUUAAAUUCAUUCGAUAACCAAUUAAUCACAAUUCGUUUGUGCGACACCUUUAUAUGGCGUGGGAUUUUACAUACCAACAUUAUCAAAAUAUGAAUUUUAACUUAUAUAAAAACCAUUAUUAAACUUAAACAUUUUCAAGUGUUAUUUAUUCAGUGCACAUUUUAACAUUUUUGUGAUUACUUCUGGACAUUGUUGAAGACUAUAAUAGUAUGGUAAGUGCAAGAUAAAAAUACAUUUUUUUAUAAUUUGUAUAAUUGUUUUUGCCAGUAUUCACUGUUUAUGACACAUUAUAUGUUAAUUUUAUGUCUUAAUUUUGUUAUUUAUGAUUUUUUGUAUUUUCAUUUGUAUGUUUGUAUUGACAUAGUGGCAUAAUGGCACAAAAUAAUUGGCUAAUCACACAAAAAACUGAUGCUCUCACAUGGCCUAUACACUGUUGGUAAUUGGUUUGGUAACUAAUAGAGUGAAAAGUUAUGCACAGAUGUACUCGUGAAAUAAUAAUAUCCGGUAGUUCAUGUUUGACACGGUGGAGAUGUUAGCGGUAGUUUCACAAAAAUGCAGUAUCAACAUACAUUAUACAAUUAUGUAUCGUAUAAUUAUUCGAUUCACUAAGUCGUCAGUAGUCAUUCUCACUAGUAUGAUAUGUAUUUCACUAUAUUAUUUUAUAAAUGCUAAUUUAUUUGUUAUAUAAAAACUAAACGAUUCGAGCAUUUGGCUUGCCGACGUACGUAUGCAUAUAGACGGAACCGUGGAGGAUGACUAGUGGCGGCUCGCGGGCACUUGGCGGACUCGGACACUAAAGGUUAGCGCCAGCUCGGCCGCGGGGGCAGCGCCGCCGGUGUACGUAACCUCGUUGGACAUUUCGACAGAGAGACGAAGAUGAGUCGGAGCGCUGGCGCGUGGCGGCGCUGGCGGCGGAGUACGUGGCGCGCGCCGACCGCCUGGCGCCGCUGUUCCCGCGCGCGCGCCCGCUGCCCGCCGCGCUGCCGCCCUACGCGCCCCGCGCGCCCUACGCGCCCCUCGCGCCCUCCAACCUCGCGCUGGAACUGUCGCGCUCCAUCCUGUACGAGCGCGCCGACUCGGUGCGCUCGCUCGUGUCGCACGUGUCGCCCACGUCGCGCGACGACUCGCUGUGGAACGGUAAGCCGCAGCAGUACUUUGAGAGCAUGAACUACGGCGAGCGCCCGGCCUCGGACGACGACGAGCCCAAGGAGUACGACAGCGACUCGCUCGCGCCCUGAGCCCGCUCGUCCGUCUCUUUGUCCUUGCAACUUCUCUAUUGAGUAUCAUUCCACGGUCGAGGGUUCUAUGAUGUCUCGAGUGAUCUGUGAUAUGUCACCGUUUUAAAUGUUAACUACCAUUUUUUGGAUCCUAUGCUCAUAUUACGUAGCCUCUCGUUGGAGGAAUGAAAUUUAUUCUUCAGUUAUAUAAACCUGUUUUUGAAUCUAAUGAAUAAGUGUUAUGCAUGAUAUAAAAUUAGGAGUUAAUUUUCGGUACUAUUAUUAUAAUUUAUAUCCGUGGCUUUCAACUUUAAUGGUAUGGAGUCGAAUGGAUAUUUUGAUUCAUGAAAUGAUGAAUUUAAAUAUUUACUCACUAUAACUAUAAUAUUAUUUGUAAUGGGUUGAUUUUAUAAGAAUUUAUUAUCAAUAAAUAAUUCGUUCCACUUGUCUUCAAAGUAUUACAUACAUAAAAUAAUAUACAUACAAAUAAUGGUAGCUACUUUAAAAUUAAGUAUCGUCAUUCCUAAAACCUAUAAGGACAGACUGUAAUUAUUUAAUAUAAAUUGAGUGAGAGCUUGGAACGACUGUUAGAAAGGCUGUGAAACACUGAAGUGUGCUUGAAGUUGUUUCUGAUGUAAUCUAUAAAUUCAGAGGUAAUAAAAUGUAGUGCUUAGGUAAUGCGUGUUGCUGUUUAAACAUACUAUUGUUAAACAUAUUCCAAUCGUCCAGUGGUGUACGUCCUAACGAGACAAAGCGUGACUGCCUUUUGAGUUGUAAGAUUACUGUGUUAAUUCCUUUUACUAGUAUACAUUUCAUACGGCGGACUUAACAAAUAGUAGGAGACUGAUUUUGUAUAAAUAAAAAUUAGAAAUGCUUUACCUGUGUAGGAACCUCCAUUUAAAUGACCGUAAUUAAGUAUUUCUUUCUCUGUUUUAAGAAUAAUGUGUAAAAUGUACUAUCAAUUAAGCUCUUAAAGAAUUAUACUAAUAAAUAAUAAUAUACCAAUUCUAUAAUGUAAAUGGCUGUAUUUUAUGUAAUUAAGAAUUUGUGGCUAGAUUAAUUAUUUAAGUCGACUGUUUAAUUGUACAGCAUUCGAUUAUACUAUUAGAAUUUGUAAAUUAUUAAGCCAUUACCUACCUAUAAUUAAGAUACUCAUAAAUCUAUCUAGUUAGCUUGAAUCUAGUUGAUGACUUAUGUAAAGUGUACAGAGAUCAUAUCAUUAUAUACAGAUCGUAAAUAAAAUUGUUCAUAUCAAUAUUAUCUUUCAUUUAAAAACAGAAAAUUUAC
Messenger RNA from Spodoptera exigua (beet armyworm), 4806 nucleotides. NCBI's taxonomy places the organism in Eukaryota, Metazoa, Arthropoda, Insecta, Lepidoptera, Noctuidae. The record is from the annotation of a GenBank genome assembly.